CCCAAAACCCAAUUUCACGGCCCAAAUAUCCAUUUCCCUCUUACACCCCUGUUCAUUCGAAAAAGAAAAACCCUAAUUUUUAAAAAUAUUGAAAACAUUGCCAAAAGCUAAAUUCUCUGUGAAUUCAGAAAUCGAAUUUGUGUUUGAUUUUGUCAAUCAUGAGAGGAACUAAACGAUUUGCGGCGUCCGAUUCCAACUCGUUCACUACCGACUCACAGUUUCAGGGCAAAAGAAUAAUGGCGGGAUCAAUUUUUGAUUCACAAAAGGCUGAACAAUCCCUGCCACAAACAAUGAAGACUCCGCAGUUAGAUAUGCAAAGGGCUGAGUCAUCUAGACAGCAUGCGAGAGCUCUCAAUACUCAGUUUGCAAGUUGGGUCCAAACACAGUUACAGAACCACCCUGAUGAACUUUGGGAAGAUGGAGUUCAAGACUACUUAAACCAUUCUUCAACUAUCAAGGAUAAGUUUAGUGACAUUGUGAAUUGGCUAAAAGCUAAUUCUUCCAAUGGAGAAAAUAAAUCUGCACUGGGAUCCCAAGCUGCUUCGAAGACCCUAGAGUCAGAAACUAAGGAGAAUGAUGGUAGAUUAUCUUUUCUCAAACCUGUUGUUCCUGUGGCUAAUUCAUCUCCAGGUUUUGGGGCUGUGGCUAAUUCAUCUCCAAGUUUCGGUGGUCUGGCUAAUUCAUCUUCAAGUUUUGGUACAUCAUGGAGCUCAGGAGGUCUCUUUAACAACAAAUCUCCCUUUUCAUUUGGACUUCAAUCUUCGGUACAAACCCAAAAUUCGGUACCUGUGAAAAAUGAUGCUGCAAACGAUGUCCAAGAUGCUGAAGAUGAAGUGGAGCAGCCAAGCAGCCCAUCUGUGAAGAAGAGUGAAGAACAGGGAGUCACUUUAGUCCACGAAGUCAAAUGUAAACUUUAUGUGAAGUCAACUGAUCCAGCUGAUAAAGAUGCAUGGAAAGACAGGGGCACUGGUCAGCUUUCUAUUAAGUGUAAAGAAGGUGUUAGCAAAGGUACCCGGGAAUCCAAACCAACUAUUGUGAUACGAAAUGAUGUUGGAAAGAUUUUGCUUAAUGCAUUGUUAUAUCCAGGCAUUAAAACAAACAUGCAGAAGAACUCCAUUGUUGCAAUAUUUCAUACCUCGGGUGAUGGUGAUAAUGAUGAUGCUGUGGUCGCACGGACAUUCUUGAUAAGAACGAAAACCGGGGAGGAUCGAGAUAAAUUGGCAGCAGUCAUCCAGGAAUAUGCUCCUGCUGCCUGAGGACUACCUUGGCAGCAAUUCUUUUUCUGUACCAUACCCACCUCCGGGCUGGAUGGAUGCUUGGAAUGGAUCGCUUUACCUCUUCGACAGUUUCUUGGAAGCCUCUUGACAGUGUAGCAGUUAAAUUAUAGCUUAGCUUAUUUUGCAGUACAAAUGAACUGAUCCUGCUUUUGUGGAAAUCCUGUCCCAUCGAGAGGCUUUUACACACUGUAUUGUAUAGAGGAAAGAAUUUGAGAUGCUAGUGCCCAACAGAAAGGAAAGAAAUGUACACAUUUCUGAUUAUUGUUGGAGAAGAGAACCUAUUUCAUUCAAUUUUUC
This is a messenger RNA of Nicotiana attenuata, 1574 nucleotides long. RefSeq lists its product as uncharacterized. The coding region runs from base 159 to 1256 and encodes 365 amino acids. NCBI's taxonomy places the organism in Eukaryota, Viridiplantae, Streptophyta, Magnoliopsida, Solanales, Solanaceae. The record is from RefSeq and is a predicted model, not a curated record. The transcript is spliced from 9 exons. Gene Ontology annotation, biological process: intracellular transport.